AUGACCUCUUCUACUCAGAGGGCGAACACCGUUGAAGUGGCCGUCCGUGUCCGCCCCAUCCGCCGUGAUCUUCACGAGUCGAAGACUGCCUGGCGUGUCGAUGCGACAACCCUCGCUGAGAUUGCCCAGCCAGAUAACACCUUCACUUUUGAUCGCGUCUACGAUGCCGACGCGACGACGACAGAGGUGUACGAGCGCCAUGUGCGCAGCAACAUCGUAGCGCGGGUGGCGCAGGGGUAUAACGGCACUGUGUUUGCCUACGGCCAGACUGGGAGCGGCAAGUCCUACACCAUGUUCGGUGACACUGCGGCCCGCUCGCCUGGGCUGAUCCGCCUUGCUGUUCAUGACCUCUUCAAGACUCUCGCUGCGGAACAGCAGCAGAAGCCAUACAUGCACACAGAGGUGUUUGUAUCUGUGCUGGAGAUCUAUAACGAGCUUCUGCGAGACCUUCUUCGAGCCGGUGACGCCGGUGGCAGCCGUGUCAACAAUGCACCACCUGCCGCUCAUGCUCGAGGACGUGCGUCUGCGUCGUCGUCAACGGCGACGAUGCCUCUCUCAGCAUCGUCGCCGAUACUCAGCAUUCGUGAAAAUGAGUACGGCAUGUUCGUGCACAAUGCCCUGCGCACGCAGGUCUCGUCAGAACAGGAAUGUACCACCGUCAUCUACACCCAUGCGGCAUCCCGGGUGUCGGCGGCGACGGCGAUGAACGAGCACUCCAGCCGCUCCCAUUGUGUGAUACGCAUCUUGGUGGAGCGCUCGUAUUACAUCGAGGAUGCGCUCUCCGAGGUAGACGAGGAGGAAGACGAAGAUGACAGCCUCUCUAUGCAAGAGGAGGAGGAGGAGGACGAUGACGGACGCGCCUCUUCCACGCAGACGGGUAGAAGCGGCACGAGCAACACGGGAAGUAAAGAGGCACGGCGCGUUGGAACAACGACAGGGCAGAAGACUGCGAAGCACAAGAAGAAGGUCAUCUCGACGCUGAACAUGGUCGACCUGGCGGGAUCGGAACGAGUGGCGAAGUCAGGCGCGACGGGGCUGCGUAUGAUCGAAGGUGGCCACAUCAACAAGUCCCUCACCACCCUAGCCACUGUCAUAGAUCGGCUGGCAAGCGAAGCGAGUCAUCUGCACGCCGGCGGUGCCAUGCCCUUCAUCCCCUACCGGGACUCGCGGCUGACUCAUCUACUGAAGAGCGCCAUCGGAGGCAACUCGUUCACGGUCGUGCUGUGCUGUAUCACCCCCGCUAUCGAGAGCUCCGCCGAGUCGCGCAGUACCCUGCAGUUUGCCUCUCGCGCCAAGCGCAUAAAGAAUAGGGUGCGUGUAAACGAGGUGGCUAACGCGCGGACGCGCGUGCGGGAGCUUGAGGUGGCGCUGAGGCGUGCAAAAAAGCUCCUCAUCGCCCAGACGCUUUACUUGUGGAGUAAGCAGCUAAAGAUACGCAACUACGAGACGCAGCUGUCUGAUGCCGGGCAAACCGGUGCGGUGCUGAGGGAGUUCACGCCGGCUACCUCUGGCCCGACUCUAUUGAUGAACCAGCAGCAGCAGCAAUCCAUGAUCAUAGCACAACUGACUUCACAGAACGACGCACUGCAGGAAGAGAUCCGUGAGCUCAAGGCCCGGUUAGAGCUUGUGCACGAGAGUGGCGACCGUGGUGGUGGCGGCGAGACGUCAGCAAACACUGGCGCAGGCGCCCUUGCCGAGCUUGCAUCUUUGCGGCAGUCACUGCAGUCCACUCAGCAACUCCUGAAAGAGCGUGAGGCGAAUCUGAAGGCGACGCAGGCAUCUCUCGACGAGCUGGAUGAUCUUUGUCGGGAGCUGGAAGGGGAAAACAAGUCCCAAGAGGACAAGAUCAAGACGCUUGCUCAGCGUAACAGCGAAGCCGAGGAGCUCAUGAGCGCUGUGGAGGAAGAGCACGGCGCGCUGCAGCAGGAGGUGACGCUACUACGCUCGCAGCUUCAUCAAAGUCAGGCGCGGCUGCUGGAGAAACACCACGGCGAGGACUACGUCGCCGAGCUCAACAAGUUGCACGUCGAGCAUCAAAGCCUGCAGUAUUCCUACAAUCAGCUCAAGGAAAAGGCGGACCGCGAGAAAGCGGGGCUUAUGCAGCGCUUGAGCCGUUUAACCGAGCACAAACAUGCUCUGGAAGAUGAGCUCGACGAGGCCAACGACCGCGGAGGCAUCAUAAACUCAUACCUCUGGCGUCUACUGAGCGCCGCAGCGCAGGCAACGCAGGGGAAACCGCUGCAGAUCAAAUAUCCAGAGACCACCGUGCGCGACUCUCAGGUGACCGAGGCAGUGCGGUCUCUCACCAGCUUGGCGAUGACGCUGAACUGCAAGCACGAUGACAGCACCACAGCUGGCGAGAGCAUGCAUCAGCUUCACAGACGCAUACACGUGCUCGAGGGGCAGCUCCUCGCAAAGGACGCACAGAGGGACGUGAUUAUCGACGCAAAGUUAAAGCGCAUUCAGAGUCUGGUGCUACGCCUGUACAGGGUCAAUAUUGCCCUGGUAGAGGAGAUGCAGCAGUGCUUCCACGACAACGAGCUUCUCUUCGAGAUCGCCAUGAAGACGUCCAAGACUCAGAAGAAGGUGGAAAGGGCGGGGCUGACAGCGCGGUCGCUGGAGGCUGCACUCAACCGGGCCCGUUUUGCACAGCCUCCGCAUAAGCCCCUUUACCACAACUGA
Molecule: messenger RNA, 2682 nt
Organism: Leishmania braziliensis MHOM/BR/75/M2904
Lineage: Eukaryota; Euglenozoa; Kinetoplastea; Trypanosomatida; Trypanosomatidae
Product: putative kinesin
Exons: 1
Coding region: 1-2682 (893 amino acids)
Biological process (GO): microtubule-based movement
Molecular function (GO): ATP binding; microtubule motor activity; microtubule binding
Source: RefSeq, a predicted model, not a curated record